GGAAACUCGAUAGGAGGCCGCAGCUGGUCUCUCAUCGCCUAAAAAUAAUCCGCUGGGGCGCACUGCGCGCUCGCGGGCCGGGAGGACAGCUUGUCAUCCGAGGCAAUCUGUGUCCUGGUUGGAAAUUUGCACCCUAAGAGUGUGCGAAGGCAUCUGGACUGUUUGGAAGCUGGCCGGUAGGGCGGGGGGGGGGGCGUCUGAAGCAUCGAAUCAAGCUCAAGCCUCACUGUUGUUCUUUGAUGUGUUCGUCAGACACAUUCUUCUUUGAGAAACAGCUUUUCCACUUUACAAAGAAUAAACCAAAUACGAAGAAAUGAGUCUUUCAUUUUGUGGCAAUAACAUCUCCUCAUAUAACAUCUUUGAUGGGGUGCUACAAAACCCCUGCUUUGUGGACGCUCUCAACCUGGUCCCUCAUGUCUUCCUGCUGUUUAUCACAUUUCCGAUACUGUUUAUUGGAUGGGGGAGCCAAAGCUCUAAAGUGCAAAUUCAUCACAACACGUGGCUUCACUUUCCUGGCCACAAUCUCAGAUGGAUCCUCACCUUUGCCCUCCUUUUCGUGCAUGUGUGUGAGAUAGCAGAGGGCAUUGUCUCGGACUCACGGCGGGAGUCCAGGCAUCUCCAUCUCUUUAUGCCUGCUGUGAUGGGAUUUGUUGCCACAACCACAUCUAUAGUGUAUUAUCAUAAUAUUGAAACUUCCAAUUUUCCUAAAUUACUUUUAGCCCUGUUCCUGUACUGGGUUAUGGCCUUCAUUACCAAGACAAUCAAGCUGGUGAAGUACUGGCAGUCUGGGUGGGGGGUGUCAGACCUGCGUUUCUGCAUCACAGGUGUGAUGGUCAUCUUGAAUGGGCUGCUGAUGGCCGUGGAGGUCAACGUCAUCCGGAUUCGAAGGUAUGUCUUCUUCAUGAACCCUCAGAAGGUAAAGCCUCCAGAAGACCUCCAGGACCUGGGUGUGAGGUUCCUUCAGCCAUUUGUGAACUUACUGUCGAAAGCAACAUACUGGUGGAUGAACACGCUCAUCAUAUCUGCUCAUAAGAAACCGAUUGACCUGAAGGCAAUUGGGAAAUUGCCAAUAGCAAUGCGGGCGGUGACAAAUUAUGUCUGUCUGAAAGAUGCCUAUGAAGAACAGAAGAAAAAAGCAGCAGAUCAUCCGAAUCGGACUCCAUCCAUAUGGCUGGCCAUGUACAGAGCUUUUGGACGUCCGAUUCUACUAAGCAGCACGUUCCGUUACCUGGCAGACCUGCUCGGCUUCGCUGGGCCUCUCUGUAUCUCUGGAAUAGUCCAGCGUGUGAAUGAGACCCAGAAUGGGACGAGCAGCCCAACAGGAACAUCCGAAACCCUCUCGUCGAAGGAAUUUCUUGAGAACGCGUACGUGCUGGCAGUUCUUCUCUUCUUGGCACUCAUCCUACAGCGGACUUUCUUGCAGGCUUCCUACUACGUAACUAUCGAGACGGGCAUCAACCUCCGUGGAGCUCUGCUGGCCAUGAUAUACAAUAAAAUCCUUAGACUCUCUACAUCUAACCUCUCCAUGGGCGAGAUGACCCUGGGACAGAUCAACAACCUGGUUGCCAUUGAGACCAAUCAGCUCAUGUGGUUCUUAUUCCUGUGCCCCAACCUGUGGGCCAUGCCUGUGCAGAUCAUCAUGGGCGUGAUCCUCCUCUACAACCUGCUUGGGUCGAGCGCCCUGGUGGGUGCGGCGGUCAUUGUGCUCCUUGCACCGAUCCAGUACUUCAUCGCUACGAAGUUGGCGGAAGCUCAGAAAAGCACGCUCGACUACUCCACUGAAAGGCUGAAGAAGACAAAUGAGAUACUGAAAGGCAUCAAACUCCUGAAGCUGUACGCCUGGGAGCACAUUUUCUGCAAGAGCGUGGAGGAGACCAGAAUGAAAGAGCUGUCUAGUCUCAAGACCUUUGCGCUUUACACGUCCCUCUCCAUCUUCAUGAAUGCGGCAAUCCCCAUCGCGGCCGUUCUUGCUACCUUUGUGACACAUGCAUACGCCAGCGGGAACACUCUAAAACCUGCAGAGGCCUUUGCCUCCCUGUCUCUCUUUCAUAUCCUUGUCACGCCAUUGUUCCUGCUCUCCACGGUGGUUAGAUUUGCAGUCAAGGCCAUCAUAAGCGUUCAGAAGCUGAACGAGUUUCUCUUGAGUGACGAGAUUGGGGACGACAGCUGGCGGACAGGGGACGGCGCUGGGCCCUUCGAGCCCUGCAAGAAGCACACUGGCGUGCAUUCAAAAACCAUAAACAGGAAGCAGCCUGGAAGAUUCCACCUGGACAGCUACGAGCAGUCACGCCGUCUGCGGCCCACAGAGACAGAGGACAUUGCAAUAAAGGUGACAAAUGGAUAUUUUUCAUGGGGCAGUGGUUUGGCUACAUUAUCCAAUAUAGACAUUCGAAUUCCAACAGGGCAGUUAACCAUGAUUGUGGGCCAAGUGGGAUGUGGGAAAUCUUCUCUUCUCCUUGCCAUCCUUGGUGAGAUGCAGACCUUGGAAGGAAAAGUUCACUGGAGCAAUGUAAAUGAAUCUGAGCCUUCUUUUGAAGCAACCAGAAGCAGGAGCAGGUAUUCUGUGGCUUACGCGGCUCAGAAGCCUUGGCUGCUAAAUGCUACGGUGGAGGAGAACAUUACUUUCGGAAGUCCUUUCAACAGACAGAGGUACAAAGCUGUCACCGAUGCCUGCUCCCUGCAGCCAGAUAUUGACUUGUUACCCUUCGGAGACCAAACAGAAAUUGGAGAAAGGGGCAUCAACCUGAGUGGAGGACAGAGACAAAGGAUCUGUGUAGCACGAGCUCUCUAUCAAAAUACCAACAUUGUCUUCUUGGAUGACCCAUUUUCUGCCCUGGACAUCCACUUGAGUGAUCAUUUAAUGCAGGAAGGGAUCCUGAAAUUUCUGCAGGAUGAUAAAAGGACCCUGGUUCUUGUGACUCACAAAUUGCAGUAUCUGACGCACGCUGACUGGAUCAUAGCCAUGAAAGAUGGAAGCGUGUUAAGAGAAGGAACCUUGAAAGACAUUCAGACCAAAGACGUUGAGCUUUAUGAGCACUGGAAGACGCUCAUGAAUCGGCAAGACCAAGAACUGGAAAAGGACAUGGAAGCCGACCAGACAACAUUAGAGAGGAAAACCCUCCGAAGAGCCAUGUACUCAAGAGAGGCCAAGGCCCAGAUGGAGGACGAAGAUGAAGAAGAGGAGGAGGAGGAAGAUGACGAUGACAACAUGUCGACCGUAAUGCGGCUCAGGACGAAGAUGCCGUGGAAGACCUGCUGGUGGUACCUCACUUCCGGAGGGUUCUUCCUGCUGUUCCUGAUGAUCUUCUCUAAGCUUCUCAAGCACUCGGUCAUUGUGGCCAUAGACUACUGGCUGGCGACAUGGACCUCAGAGUACAGCAUAAACAACACUGGGAAAGCUGACCAGACUUACUACGUAGCUGGCUUCAGCAUACUUUGUGGAGCUGGCAUUUUCCUUUGCCUGGUCACAUCUCUGACGGUAGAAUGGAUGGGUCUCACAGCUGCCAAAAAUCUCCACUACAAUCUUCUCAAUAAAAUAAUUCUUGGACCAAUAAGGUUCUUUGACACGACGCCCCUCGGUCUGAUUCUCAAUCGCUUCUCUGCUGAUACAAAUAUCAUUGACCAGCACAUCCCUCCAACGCUGGAAUCGCUGACUCGGUCCACCCUGCUCUGCCUGUCUGCUAUCGGGAUGAUCUCCUAUGCUACCCCCGUGUUCCUGGUCGCUCUCGUGCCCCUUGGGGUUGCCUUUUAUUUUAUCCAGAAGUACUUCCGGGUUGCCUCUAAGGACCUUCAGGAGCUCGAUGACAGCACCCAGCUGCCUCUGCUGUGCCACUUCUCAGAAACAGCCGAAGGUCUCACCACCAUCCGGGCCUUCCGGCACGAAACCAAAUUCAAGCAGCGCAUGCUGGAACUGACAGACACGAACAACAUUGCCUACUUAUUUCUCUCAGCUGCCAACAGAUGGCUGGAGGUCAGGACGGACUAUCUGGGAGCGUGCAUCGUCCUCACAGCAUCUAUUGCCUCCAUUAGUGGGUCUUCCAACUCCGGCCUGGUGGGCUUGGGGCUCCUGUACGCCCUUACGAUAACCAAUUACUUGAAUUGGGUUGUGAGGAACUUGGCUGACCUGGAGGUCCAGAUGGGCGCAGUGAAGAAAGUGAACAGUUUCUUGAGUAUGGAGUCUGAGAACUAUGAAGGCACCAUGGAUCCUUCCCAAGUUCCCGAACAGUGGCCACAGGAAGGAGAAAUCAAGAUUCAUGAUCUGUGUGUCAGAUAUGAAAACAACCUGAAACCUGUUCUCAAGCAUGUCAAGGCUUACAUCAAGCCUGGGCAAAAGGUGGGCAUCUGUGGCCGCACUGGCAGUGGAAAGUCAUCCUUAUCUCUGGCUUUCUUCAGAAUGGUUGACAUAUUUGAUGGAAAGAUUGUCAUUGAUGGGAUUGACAUCUCCAAGCUACCCUUGCACACACUGCGCUCCAGACUUUCCAUCAUCUUGCAAGAUCCAAUACUAUUCAGCGGUUCGAUUAGGUUCAAUUUAGAUCCAGAAUGCAAGUGCACAGAUGACAGACUCUGGGAAGCGUUAGAAAUUGCCCAACUGAAAAAUAUGGUCAAAUCUCUACCGGGAGGCCUAGAUGCGGUUGUCACAGAAGGUGGAGAGAAUUUUAGCGUUGGACAAAGACAGCUGUUUUGCCUGGCCAGGGCCUUUGUCCGUAAGAGUAGCAUUCUCAUCAUGGACGAAGCCACAGCUUCGAUUGACAUGGCCACGGAAAACAUCUUGCAGAAAGUAGUGAUGACAGCCUUUGCAGACCGCACCGUUGUCACCAUAGCUCAUCGAGUCCACACCAUCCUGACGGCAGACCUGGUGAUCGUGAUGAAGCGAGGGAAUAUUUUAGAAUAUGACACUCCAGAAAGCCUCCUGGCCCGGGAAGAUGGAGUAUUUGCCUCUUUCGUACGUGCAGACAUGUGACAGGAUGUCUUCCAAUGACGUCCUUACAUCGUCAUCUUACUAUGUGAAAUCACGUAUGUUUCAUCAGCUUAACCCAUGUCUAGUGGCAUCUCAAACUUUUGCAGUUUUACAGGAAGUUGACUGUUCAGUUUCCUGGUUUUGUUUAACAACUUUCUAAGAUAUUACUACUAAAUGUGUUCACCACUGGUGUUUUCUUAAUGAUCAAACCACUUUAACAAAGCAUGUAAGCUAUUUUAAGAAGCAAACCAAUAGUUUAUGUUAUAACUUUGGUAAAUAUCUCUCAAGCAUAGAAAUUGAAAUGAGUAAUCAAUUACAUCACAGACUUUCUAGGAAGAAUAAAUUUCCUUUAUUGUUAGGUUAUCCAAGUUUUAUAAGAUGAGAAUAAAAGAAAGAUUUGUCUUAUUUUUUUAAUGAAACAAACUUAUUACCUUAGGAGAUUAUUACCUGUAUUCACUAACAAAUUACUUCAAUGGUCUUUUAUUUCUUUUAAGUUAUUUAUCACAAAGAAGUUAACACAGUUAUGAUAUUCUCACAAAGCCAAGAUCAUGAAAAAUAUUCAGAUUUUUUUUUUUUUAAUCAUGGGCUUUUUCCAUUUUUAUCUAUCCCAGGUAGAGAAAAUUUCUUAAUACUAAGGUUCAGAGGAGCCAGGCAUGGAGGUCACACCUUUAAUUCCAGAACUCACAAGGCUGAGGUAGGAGAAUAGCUGUGACUUUGAGGCCAGUCUGGGCUAGAGUGAGACCCUACCUCAAAAUUAAU
Molecule: messenger RNA, 5716 nt
Organism: Jaculus jaculus (lesser Egyptian jerboa)
Lineage: Eukaryota; Metazoa; Chordata; Mammalia; Rodentia; Dipodidae
Gene: Abcc9
Product: ATP binding cassette subfamily C member 9
Exons: 41
Coding region: 314-4960 (1548 amino acids)
Biological process (GO): transmembrane transport; potassium ion transport
Cellular component (GO): membrane
Molecular function (GO): sulfonylurea receptor activity; ABC-type transporter activity; ATP hydrolysis activity
Source: RefSeq, a predicted model, not a curated record